Messenger RNA from Emiliania huxleyi CCMP1516, 782 nucleotides. RefSeq lists its product as hypothetical. The transcript has a single exon. NCBI's taxonomy places the organism in Eukaryota, Haptophyta, Isochrysidales, Noelaerhabdaceae. The record is from RefSeq and is a predicted model, not a curated record. The annotation marks the transcript as partial.
CCCAUCGCCGCCACCCUCGCCGCCUGCACCGCUGACGUCGCCUCUGUCGCUGCCAACCAACCGCUUGUUCCGGCUGACCUUUGAGAGCUACGACCAAGACAGCGACUUCGGCUACGCGGAGGCAUGCACCAACGAGUUUGGCCACAACUACCGCACCGCCGACUGGGAUGACCUCUUGUCGAUCCCCGCGGCACACAUGUCCGCCAUGCUCGAUGGGAUCGGCCUCUUCGCUCCCGACGGGGCGCUGCUGACCAGGCACGGCUCGCCAACCGACGCUCGGUGGGCCCACGCUGGCGAGAUGGCGAACCAAGGCUGGCGCAGGUGGAUCACGACGCGGCACGACGGCCGCCCGCCGGCGAACUGGAACGUGGCUGAUCAGCAUGGCGGGCUCACGCUGGGCAGCUUAAACGGACUAUUGAUGUCUGUCAUGUGCACGAACCAGCCACCGCCGCCGUCGCCUCCGCCGGCCCCAUCGCCGCCGCCUCCGCCAGCCCUAUCGCCAGAAAUUACAGGCAGGGCCAUGGCUGGCUUUGCCAUUGGCGCCUGCGCGCUCAGCGUUGCCAUCGCCGCCAACACCCUCAAACGGCUGCUAUUCUUGCGGCUUAUACGCAGGCCCCGACCGGCCUACAACACGGGGCCACUUCCACUGGCUGCAACCGAUGAGUACGCGAGCAAGGGGCCGCUUCUGGUGGCCGUGCUUGUGCCCGUGACUGUCGAUGAGUACGCCAGGAAGACGCUCGUCUAACCACUUGUACGAGUUUCAGUGAUCUGUGUUAGAAUUG